Poecilia latipinna (sailfin molly) is the source of this 1812-nucleotide messenger RNA. RefSeq names its product mitogen-activated protein kinase 13 (gene mapk13). Gene Ontology annotation, molecular function: ATP binding; MAP kinase activity. The transcript is spliced from 12 exons. Lineage: Eukaryota; Metazoa; Chordata; Actinopteri; Cyprinodontiformes; Poeciliidae. Bases 116 to 1207 code for a protein of 363 amino acids. Gene Ontology annotation, biological process: protein phosphorylation. The record is from RefSeq and is a predicted model, not a curated record.
AUCUCUAACUUGUUGGUGUUUUCGCUUUCCUCCCCUGAGCGAGUGACAGGCGAAACAGGAGGCGGAGGAGGCAGGGAGCAGAAGUUUUCCUUAGCUUCGCCUGUUCUUUCUCAUCAUGGAGGCUCGGGGACAUUUCUACCGUGAGGAAAUCAACAGCACGGCGUGGGAAGUCCCGGAGAAAUACACGCGGCUGAAGCAGAUAGGAACUGGGGCGUACGGUACAGUGUGCUCGGCAAUAAACGACAAGAGUAAAGAGAAAGUGGCCAUCAAGAAGCUCCACAGGCCCUUUCAGUCGGAGAUCUUUGCUAAGAGGGCGUACAGGGAGCUCCGGCUGCUCAAACACAUGAAACAUGUGAAUGUAAUAGGACUCCAGGAUGUGUUUACACCUGCCUGCAGCUUGGACAAUUUCCAGGACUUCUAUCUGGUGAUGCCUUACAUGUACACUGACCUGUCAAAGGUGAGGGGUCAGCUCUCUGAAGACAAAGUCCAGUUCCUCGUUUACCAGAUGCUCUGUGGACUGAGGUACAUUCACAAGGCAGGAAUCAUCCACAGGGAUCUUAAGCCUGGAAACCUGGCUGUUAAUCAAGACUGCGAACUGAAGAUCCUGGACUUUGGGCUGGCUCGCAGUACCGAUGCAGAGAUGACGGGCUACGUGGUGACCCGUUGGUACCGGGCGCCUGAGGUCAUUCUGAACUGGAUGCACUACACCCAGACUGUGGAUAUUUGGUCUGUGGGUUGCAUCAUGGCUGAAAUGAUCAACGGAAAAACCCUCUUUAAAGGAAAAGACUACAUGGACCAGCUAUCCCAGAUCAUGAAAGUGUGUGGCGUGCCUGGACAAGAGUUUAUACAGAAGCUUGAAAGUCCAGAGGCCAGAAGUUACGUUAAGAGCCUCCCUCGCCACCCUAGAAAAGACUUCUCAACAUUGUUUCCCAGAGCCAGUGAAACAGGUAUCGACCUGCUUGAAAAGAUGCUGGUUCUGGAUGGAGAUGAGAGGCCCACUGCUGAGCUCGCUCUGGAGCACCCGUACUUUGACAUUCUGCGGGACCCGGAGGACUUUCCUGAGCCUACGCCGUACGACGACAGCCACGACAAUGCAACCAUGUCCCUAGAUGAGUGGAGACGGUUAUGCUACAAGGAGGUGAAUAGCUUUGUGCCAUUUCCACGGCGGGACUCCAAGAGAAAAAACACUCUUACUAUGUCUCCGUGAUGCGACGGACAUGAUGUAACUCCCCUACAAAUACCACACACAGCCAAUGGUGCCCUUGUAUAUUCCUGACUCAAAAUCACACUAUUUCUUUUAUUUUGGAGGUUUUUAGAUUCAGUGUUGACAGUGAUCUAUUUAAAUAAAUACUUCCCCAAUUUCUUUUUGGAAUGUGAACUUAUUUCUUAAAUGUAAAUUGUUACAUGUCCGUGAAUCGUGUUGCAAGUUCAUUGUUCAAAUGCUGCAGGAUUUCCUGUAAGAUUUCAUGUUUUCCGUUUCCCGUUUCCCAAUUAAACAAUAAGACAAUAUCUGUAUAUGUUUUUUUUUUCUUUUUUUUUUUUUCUUUUUGUUGCAUUGUGGCAUCCUUUAUUACGACAAUAUGAUGUAAAUAUUCAGGUACAAAUCUUUUCUGAAUAUGCUUUUAACAAGCCAAGAAUCAAAAUGCUGGGCAUUGAGGCUGCUGGAUUUCUAGAAGGUAAACAGAUACCAUGUAAAUGUACACUAAGCCACCAGUGCAUACUGGAAUUUGUCUAGAAGACACUGUGCCUAAUAACUUUUUAACACUGUUUAAGGCCUUGGUUUUACAAUAAAAAGCAAUUAAAUAAUGUAAA